UUUUCUCUCUUCUCUUUCGUUUCUCCAGCCCUGGGAUCCGGUAUUCUGUUCACGUACCCCGAGAUAGCCACGAUUGCUGGCGUCCAGGGUGUCAUCGUGUACGCCCUCGCGUCGGCUCUGCCCAUGCUCAUCUUCGGAUUCGUCGGCCCCGUCAUCCGUCGCAAGUGCCCUGAGGGAUUCGUCCUGACCGAAUGGACCAGACAGAGGUACGGCAUGGUGGCCAUGCUCUAUCUGAGCUUUGUCACGCUCGUCACCCUCUUCCUGUACAUGGUCUCGGAGCUGUCUGGUGUCGGCCAGGUCAUCAAUCUCCUGACUGGGCUUGACGACCUUCCCGUCAUGAUUGUGCAAUGCGUCGUCACCACCAUCUAUACCUCUUUUGGAGGAUUCAAAAUCUCCUUCCUCACCGACACUAUCCAAGGAGCCAUGGUGAUGGGACUGGUGGUGGUUGCGGCCAUCACCAUCGGCGUCGAGGUGGACAUCAAGCGCGACCUCAUCGAGGAGUCCGGGCUCCUCAAGGCCAGCCUGGUGGGCUGGCAGCUCCUGUACAUCCUUCCCGUGGCCAUCUUCACCAACGAUUUCUUCCUGGCGCAGCUCUGGCUGCGCACCUUCGCCUCCAAGACGGACAAGGACCUGAUGAUCGGCACGUCGCUGGCCACCUUUGCCAUCCUGUGCGUCAUCGUGCUGGUCGGGUCGACGGGCCUGGUGGCCGUGUGGUCGGCCUCGUGGCCGGGGGAUCCGGCGCAGGCCGGCUCCGUCGCCUUCUUCUCCCUGCUCGACAGCCUGCCCAGCUGGGUCGUGGGCGUCGUGCUGGUCAUGGUCGUCUGCCUGAGCACCUCGGCCUUUGACAGCAUCCAGUCCGCCAUGGUGUCGACCGCCUCCAACGACCUGUUCCGCAACCGGCUCAACAUCUGGGUCACGCGCGGCCUCGUCGUCGUCGUCAUCAUCCCCGUCGUCGCCAUCGCCCUGCAGGCCCCCUCCAUCCUGCAGAUCUACCUCAUCAGCGACCUCGUCUCCGCCGCCACCGUGCCCGUCCUCUGCAUCGGCCUGUCCGACCGAUUCUACUUCUGGCGCGGCUUCGAGUUCGUCGUCGGCAGCCUGGGCGGCAUCCUGACCGUCUGGAUCUUCGGCGCCAUCUACUACGACGACCCCAUGAAGGGCGCCGAGCUGCUUCUCCUCCAGCAGGGCCUGUACUCCGGCGACUGGGGAGCCUUUGGCGCCUUUGUCGCCGCCCCCGUCGGCGGCCUCGUCUGGGGCUUUGGCGCCCUCGCCCUCCGUCUCACGUACCAGUAUGUCAUGGCCAGAGUCAAGGGCCACCGCUUCGACGCCCUUGACCGCCCUGCUGCCGACGACGAUGCUCCCGCUCCCGAGGAUGCAGAGGUCAUCAUCCAGCAGGGGGCUGUCAAGUCCAAGGCUUCCGGCAGGUUCUUCUAA
Geosmithia morbida is the source of this 1431-nucleotide messenger RNA. RefSeq lists its product as uncharacterized. NCBI's taxonomy places the organism in Eukaryota, Fungi, Ascomycota, Sordariomycetes, Hypocreales, Bionectriaceae. The record is from RefSeq and is a predicted model, not a curated record. The annotation marks the transcript as partial. The transcript is spliced from 2 exons. Gene Ontology annotation, cellular component: membrane. Gene Ontology annotation, biological process: transmembrane transport. Gene Ontology annotation, molecular function: transmembrane transporter activity.